CGAGGCUGGGGGCGGAGGGCGGCCCCUGGGUGGGGAGGCCGCUGCCUCCCUGGGCCUGCCCGGGCGGCCGCCUCCGCGAUGCCGCUGCUCGUGGACGGGCGGCGAGUGCGGCUGCCGCAGUCCGCCGGGGACCUGGUCCGAGCCCACCCGCUUCUGGAGGAAAGAGCCAGACUUCUCAGAGGUCAGUCUGUUCAACAAGUGGGACCCCAGGGCCUUCUGUAUGUUCAGCAAAGAGAGCUUGCAGUGACCUCCCCAAAGGAUGGCUCCAUCUCCAUUCUGGGUUCUGAUGAUGCCACCACUUGUCACAUUGUGGUCCUGAGGCACACAGGUAAUGGGGCUACCUGCUUGACACACUGUGACGGAAGUGACACCAAAGCUGAGGUCCCCUUGAUCAUGAACGCCAUAAAAUCCUUUUCCGACCACACUCAAUGUGGAAGGCUGGAAGUACACCUCGUGGGAGGCUUCAAUGACGACAGGCAGUUGUCACAGAAACUGACUCAUCAGCUCCUUAGUGAAUUUGACAGACAAGAAGAUGACAUUCAUCUGGUGACGUUGUGUGUGACAGAAUUAAAUGACCGGGAAGAAAAUGAAAGCCACUUUCCAAUAAUUUACGGCAUUGCUGUCAACAUCAAAACUGCCGAAAUCUACAGAGCCUCCUUCCAAGACCGAGGUCCGGAGGAGGAGCUGCGGGCCGCCCGAGCUUUAACAGGAGGACCAAUGAUUAGCAUUUACGAUGCAAAGACAGAGCAACUUCGUAUAGGACCGUAUUCCUGGAUGCCAUUUCCCCAUGUGGAUUUCUGGUUGCAGCAAGAUGAUAAGCAGAUACUAGAGAACCUUUCCACGUCACCUCUGGCUGAGCCCCCCCACUUUGUUGAACAUAUCAGAUCUACCUUGAUGUUUUUAAAGAAACACCCUUCUCCAGCUAACACACUGUUUCCUGGGAACAAGGCUCUACUCUACAAAAAAAAUGAAGAUGGCUUAUGGGAAAAGAUCUCUUCCCCAGGAAGCUAAAAAUAGGAAUUACCAAAGAAAGCACCUCUCUGACACAGCAAAAGACCCCUGGCGGGGGCAGGGUAGAGUGUGAACUUGGAAUCUUCCUCCAUUCAGUCUGAGGUCUCUCUCCUUACUCCUUACCUGUUUUUCAGAUGACUUUAAAAUAAAAUCUUAUUUUGGCAAAGGCA
This is a messenger RNA of Budorcas taxicolor (takin), 1181 nucleotides long. RefSeq names its product N-terminal asparagine amidase (gene NTAN1). The transcript is spliced from 10 exons. Gene Ontology annotation, molecular function: protein-N-terminal asparagine amidohydrolase activity. Lineage: Eukaryota; Metazoa; Chordata; Mammalia; Artiodactyla; Bovidae. Bases 79 to 1011 code for a protein of 310 amino acids. The record is from RefSeq and is a predicted model, not a curated record. Gene Ontology annotation, biological process: ubiquitin-dependent protein catabolic process. Gene Ontology annotation, cellular component: nucleus.